Messenger RNA from Camellia sinensis, 1072 nucleotides. Its product is annotated as Ribosomal protein L19e family protein. Lineage: Eukaryota; Viridiplantae; Streptophyta; Magnoliopsida; Ericales; Theaceae. Gene Ontology annotation, molecular function: RNA binding; structural constituent of ribosome. The record is from RefSeq and is a predicted model, not a curated record. Gene Ontology annotation, biological process: translation. Gene Ontology annotation, cellular component: cytosolic large ribosomal subunit; ribosome.
CGGUAGAUACCACCGCCCUAUUUCUUUCUCUUCACUCACCGACUCGGUCCUUGGAACCCUAACCCUAAAUAUAAAACCCUCUGCCAAAAACUCCAGGUUUUGCAACUGAGAGAGGAGAGAGAGAGGGAGGCGAUGGUGUCGCUGAAGCUCCAGAAGCGGCUCGCCGCUAGCGUCCUCAAGUGCGGCAGAGGGAAGGUCUGGCUCGAUCCCAAUGAGGUCAACGAAAUCUCCAUGGCUAACUCCAGGCAAAACAUAAGGAAACUGGUGAAGGAUGGUUUUGUCAUAAGGAAGCCAACAAAGAUUCAUUCACGAUCUCGUGCCCGCAGAAUGAAUGAGGCUAAGAGAAAGGGACGACACUCUGGAUAUGGUAAGCGCAAGGGUACUAGGGAGGCAAGAUUGCCAACAAAAAUUCUUUGGAUGAGGAGAAUGCGUGUGCUGAGGCGCUUGCUCCGCAAGUACAGGGAAUCAAAAAAGAUUGAUAAGCACAUGUACCAUGACAUGUACAUGAAAGUUAAAGGUAAUGUCUUCAAGAACAAGCGGGUGCUGAUGGAGAGUAUUCACAAGACAAAAGCUGAGAAGGCUAGAGAAAAGACAUUAUCUGACCAGUUUGAGGCGAAGCGUGCUAAGAAUAAAGCAAGCAGAGAAAGAAAGAUAGCUCGGAGGGACGAGCGUUUGGCUCAGGGACCUGUGGAGAGAGUACCUGCAGCCGCAGCUAUACCUGCACCUCAAUCUGCAGGGGGAGCUAAGAAAUCCAAGAAGUGAGCUGAGACACCUCCAUGAUUAAAACUGAAGGGUUGAUAAAAGAUGUGUUUACAGAGCUGUUUGUUACACUUUCGUGGCACAUUUUCUUUAUUACAAAGUACUGAAUCUCGAAACUCUGUAAGAUGUAGUUUCUUUAGUUAUUUGUUGAGUAGUAUGUGUUUGUGAUUUGUGAUGAGUUAUUGAAUCAUCCAUAUGCUACUUGGAGUCAUGGGAUGAGCCUGUUUUUUGACAAUUAGAUGGAUGGAUGGAAGUUAAAUUUUGAUUUCUAGAUUGUUGGUUUUCGUUCUAUACAUGAGGAUACCUUUUCUAA